Molecule: messenger RNA, 1074 nt
Organism: Aspergillus tanneri
Lineage: Eukaryota; Fungi; Ascomycota; Eurotiomycetes; Eurotiales; Aspergillaceae
Gene: MARC2
Product: MOSC domain protein
Exons: 4
Coding region: 1-1074 (357 amino acids)
Molecular function (GO): pyridoxal phosphate binding; molybdenum ion binding; catalytic activity
Source: RefSeq, a predicted model, not a curated record
AUGAAAAUUACGCAGCUCUACACGUACCCGAUUAAAUCGUUGCGAGGCGUCGCCCUCCCUGCGGCUUUGCUCACGAGGACCGGAUUCGAGUAUGACCGUCGAUUCAUGCUCCUGAAGGUCAACGCAAGCGACGAUGGUACCGACAACAACGGCAAGGUGAUUGUCACAUACCAGCCCACCGGCGUCGACGGCCACCGAAUCAAGACCCUGGAAAUUCCUUUGGUACCGGACGUGCGGGGGCUGGAAGAAUUAGGGAUUAUGAUGCACCAGAGCCCGACCAAAGGUUACAACAUGGGAACGAGUGUUUUGGAUAUCGGGUUGUCCUGGCGUACUUGGGACCUCACUGGAGACCGGUGCUGGGGAGUUUUCCCCCCGGGGAAGAGUGCGGCGCACCGAAAGCCAGCCACCACGCCGCUUGUUUCAACGCGGUCCGUGGCAACCCUGGCGGCGUUGACCCUGCUCCUGAAUGCUAUCGGGGUGCCUAUGGUGCGAGAGACCACCGGGUCGUCGUUGUUGCCCAGCCUAGCGGCCACAGCGGUCGCUGUGAUCCUGUCGGUUGCUCUGGGCCGCCGCGACUGGUCGCGAGGAGGGAAGCGGAAUGAGGAAAAGAUCACCUUUGCCGACGUGGCGCCAUACUUGGUAGUGUCGGAGACAUCCGUGCAGGACCUGUCGACGCGUCUGGCCGGUGACGUGGAGAUGGACGUGACCAAGUUCCGACCCAACAUUGUUGUGGCAGGAGCUGCAACGGCCUACGAAGAGGACUUCUGGGCAGAGCUAGCGGUGGGCGAGAAUGAAUCCCGGCUUCUUAUCACGGCGAACUGUGUACGGUGCCAGAGCAUCAACGUCGACUAUGACACGGGCAAGAUGGCCCGGGGGGAGGCGGGCAACGCGCUGAAGAGACUGAUGAAGGAUCGGAGGGUGGACAAGGGGGCAAAAUACAGCCCAGUAUUUGGGAGAUAUACAUUUUUGGACCGAGAAUCGGAGAAUACCCCGAUUCGAGUGGGAGACGAGGUAAUUGUGACGAAGAUGAUGGAUGAACGGUCGGUAAUCGGUGAGUUUCCUGAACUUCUAUGA